AUGGGUCUCUCAAUGAACAAUCAUCCAGCCACAAUAACACCACGACACUACAACAUCCACAAGCUAUUCCUUUUCUGCAACUACGUCCUAUUGGGUGCAGCUUCAAGCUGCAUCUUCCUCACACUCUCACUCCGCCUAAUCCCUUCUGUCUGUGGCUUCUUCUUGAUCCUUCUCCAUAUCUUCACCAUCGCUGGUGCUGUUUCUGGCUGUGCGGCUGUUGGUGCUAACCGUUGGUAUUCUGCUCAUAUGGUGGCGACUGUGUUAACUGCUAUUUUUCAGGGUUCGGUUUCGGUUCUUGUUUUUACGAGGACGGGUGAUUUUCUUGGUGAGCUCAAGUCUUAUGUUAGAGAGGAAGAUGGUUCUGUGAUUUUGAAGCUGGCUGGUGGACUUGCUAUUUUGAUCUUUUGCUUGGAGUGGGUUGUUUUGACUCUGGCGUUUUUCUUGAAGUAUUAUGCUUCUGUUGAAGGGGGGAAUAAUUCUAGGGCUAUUGUUUUGGGAAGUGCUAAGGUUCAACAGGAUGAGGAUUUGAAGGAUUGGCCAUGGCCUUUCCAGGUUUAA
Lathyrus sativus (Indian pea) is the source of this 558-nucleotide messenger RNA. The record is from the annotation of a GenBank genome assembly. NCBI's taxonomy places the organism in Eukaryota, Viridiplantae, Streptophyta, Magnoliopsida, Fabales, Fabaceae.